CGCGCACCUCACCUCAUUCCCUCGCGGAGUACCAGCAGCGAUCGAGCAGCCAUCCCACCUCCACACAAUGGCGACAGCGCAGGAAACGCAGGGACAACCCAUUGUGCCGGACAAGAUCCCCACCGGCGAGUAUCCGCUCAUCGACAAUGACCCGCACAUUUCUCGAGUUAUUCGAUAUGCUCGGCCAUCGGAUUGGGCAACAGGGUUAGCCGUCGGAGCGCUGAGCCCCGGCCUGAUGCUCUACUGGGAGAAGAUAUCGCCUUCCUACGUGGGCAAGGGCGGCUUCGCGCCCAUCCUGCGUCUCAGCUGCGUUAUCGGCCUCACCGGUGCCUUUAUGUUCACCUAUGCGCGCUCCUCGCACCGCUUCUACGGGGCCCGCGAGAACCGCCGCGAAGUCGAAAUGGACAUGAGGGAAAUGGUCGACAAAAUCAAGCGCGGCGAGCCCCUCUACGGCGAGUCCAGAAUGACGCCCUACAUGCAGGGUGUGGCGCACAGGAACUCGCGCUACUCGGCCGUGUUCGCCCACGUCCUGCCGUGGCCCAAUUUUGUCAACCACCCCUACCACGGAGUGGAUACCGCAAAGUACUACCGACAGGCGGAGUUGGAGUUGGAGCAGGAGAGGCUUGCGAGGGAGGGCGGUGGGCUGCAGUAAAAGGGACGUUCACAUGGGAGAUUGGGCAGAAGCGGGUUGGGAGGGGGAAUAAACAGCACAGAUGCGUCAAUGAUUUCCUUGCAUGUUUGGAGCUGUACAUAAACUAUGCCAGAGAGCAAAGACGGGGUGUAUCAACAUUCUUUUCGUUACGGGUCCUCCGGUCGAGGUCCUCCAGUCACUCUCACGUGAUACGUCUCCUCUCUACCUAGGUAACAGAUUGCGACAACUAUCCGGCCCGUCACGGGCACGUUUCGAUCUCCAGAAAUAUCAUGGGGCAUGUACAAGUACACUCCAGAGACUAGACAAUGACAUGGGACAAGACCACCC
This is a messenger RNA of Westerdykella ornata, 979 nucleotides long. Its product is annotated as NADH-ubiquinone oxidoreductase-like protein 21 kDa subunit. The transcript is spliced from 4 exons. The record is from RefSeq and is a predicted model, not a curated record. Bases 68 to 652 code for a protein of 194 amino acids. Lineage: Eukaryota; Fungi; Ascomycota; Dothideomycetes; Pleosporales; Sporormiaceae.